Molecule: messenger RNA, 1262 nt
Organism: Aspergillus alliaceus
Lineage: Eukaryota; Fungi; Ascomycota; Eurotiomycetes; Eurotiales; Aspergillaceae
Product: translation elongation factor 1 subunit beta
Exons: 4
Coding region: 155-835 (226 amino acids)
Biological process (GO): translational elongation
Cellular component (GO): eukaryotic translation elongation factor 1 complex; cytosol
Molecular function (GO): guanyl-nucleotide exchange factor activity; translation elongation factor activity
Source: RefSeq, a predicted model, not a curated record
UGGCCGCCGAAAAUUUCACACCUUGAGUGGAUCUUCUGCCGAAAAAAAAUUGCUUUCGAACACCUUUCCCCUUCUACACCCCUAUAUAUUACUCCUCUUCUUCCCCCUUACUUCUAUUUCCAACCACAUAUUUAACACACAUUAAUCACUCACAAUGGGUUUCACCGACUUCGUUUCUGACGCUGGCCUCACUCUUGCCAACAACUGGUUUGCCACCAGGAGCUACGUUAUUGGCGAUGCUCCUUCUCAGGCCGAUGUCGUGACCUUCAAGGCCUUUACCAGCGCCCCUGACGCCGAGAAGUACCCUCACGCUGCUCGUUGGUACAAGCACAUUGCCUCCCACGAGGCUGAGUUUGGCUCUCUCCCUGGUGACGCCUCCAAGGCCUACACCACCUAUGGCCCCGAGUCCGCAGAGCUCCCCACCAACCCUAAGGACAAGCCUGCCGAUGAUGAUGACAUGGACCUCUUCGGCAGUGAUGAUGAGGAGGAGGACCCUGAGGUCGUUAAGGAGCGUGAGGCUCGUCUUGCUGAGUACAAGAAGAAGAAGGAGGCCAAGCCUAAGCCCGUUGCCAAGUCCCUUGUGACUCUUGAGGUUAAGCCUUGGGAUGAUGAGACCAACCUUGAGGAGAUGGAGGCCAACGUCCGUCAGAUCGAGAAGGACGGCCUCGUCUGGGGUGCCUCUAAGUGGGUUGCUAUCGGUUAUGGUAUCAAGAAGCUCCAGAUCAACCUUGUCGUUGAGGACGAGAAGAUUUCCCUUGACGAGCUUCAGCAGGAGAUUGAGGAGGAUGAGGACCACGUCCAGUCCACCGAUGUCGCUGCUAUGCAGAAGCUGUAAAUGAAAUUUAUGAAGGCAAAUGGUGUGAUGAAGGAUUAUUUCAUGUUAUUGAACGGAAACCAAAGUCAUGAAUUUAAAUAACUAGAACUCGACCGGUUACUGUCCGGUCGUUUUGAUGAAAUCAAAAAAUCAAAAAUACCCCCCUAUAAUCAUACAUUCCCCAUCUCCAGUAAAUCUUCAUGUACGUUAUAUCGGGCUACCGCGCAAUAAUUUUGAAGGCAAUCAAACGUUGAGUACGUGGUGAGUAAGUGGUAAACAACGAUGGUGCCCAACCUUGCCUUCACUUGGGCUGCUGCGUUUCUCAACGUGGGGUUUGUGCGGAAACCACCAGAUGGAUGCACAAUUGGUCUUAAAUACCCGCCGUAGAAGCUAGACUGCUCCGGAACAUCGUUAGUAAGCUUUGCUGAUAUCGACGCUCAAUCACUCC